AUGGAUCUCCCCCUCGCUUCGUCCGCCAGGUGUGAGCUGCGCUCAGUGAUCCGUUUCCUGUCUGCAAAAAACAUUGCGCCGGUAGAAAUACAUACCCAGCUAUGCGAAAUCUAUGAAGACAAGUGUAUGAGCGUACAACACAUGCGCAAAUGGUGCAGAGAGUUCAAGAACGGGCGUACUGACGUCAAUGAUGAGGAGCGUUCCGGACGGCCGUCUAUUUCUGACGAAACAGUCGCAAAAGUGGAGGAAGUGAUGCUCUCAGAUCGAAGAAUGACGGUUCGUGAGCUCUCCGAAAUGAUCCCUGAUGUCAGCAAAACCUCUAUUUGA
This is a messenger RNA of Belonocnema kinseyi, 327 nucleotides long. Its product is annotated as protein GVQW3-like. Bases 1 to 327 code for a protein of 108 amino acids. NCBI's taxonomy places the organism in Eukaryota, Metazoa, Arthropoda, Insecta, Hymenoptera, Cynipidae. The record is from RefSeq and is a predicted model, not a curated record. The transcript has a single exon.